Messenger RNA from Neopsephotus bourkii (Bourke's parrot), 3235 nucleotides. RefSeq names its product 5-hydroxytryptamine receptor 1E (gene HTR1E). The transcript has a single exon. NCBI's taxonomy places the organism in Eukaryota, Metazoa, Chordata, Aves, Psittaciformes, Psittacidae. The record is from RefSeq and is a predicted model, not a curated record. The coding region runs from base 50 to 1144 and encodes 364 amino acids. Gene Ontology annotation, biological process: chemical synaptic transmission; G protein-coupled receptor signaling pathway, coupled to cyclic nucleotide second messenger. Gene Ontology annotation, molecular function: neurotransmitter receptor activity; G protein-coupled serotonin receptor activity. Gene Ontology annotation, cellular component: plasma membrane; dendrite.
UCAUUACCUGAAGCAGCAACUUCUUUCACUGUGCAUCCUGGAGGGGAAAAUGAAUUUCACAAAUUGCACCACUGAAGCCAAUGUGGCUUCGAAGCCAAAAACAGUAACUGAAAAGAUGCUCGUUACCCUGACCUUGGCCACAAUCACAACCUUGACUAUGCUGCUGAAUUCUGCUGUAAUUGCGGCAAUCUCCACAACCAAGAAGCUUCACCAGCCGGCAAAUUAUUUAAUAUGUUCACUAGCUGUGACUGAUCUCCUUGUUGCUGUUCUUGUCAUGCCCUUGAGCAUCACUUACAUAAUGAUAGAUAAAUGGACUUUGGGAUACUUCAUCUGUGAGAUCUGGCUUAGCGUCGACAUGACCUGUUGCACAUGUUCAAUCCUUCAUCUCUGCGUCAUUGCUCUGGACAGGUAUUGGGCAAUCACAGAUGCUAUCGAAUAUGCCAGGAAAAGAACAGCAAAAAGGGCUGGGCUGAUGAUAGUCACCGUGUGGGCUAUCUCCAUUUUCAUAUCAAUGCCCCCUUUGUUUUGGAGAAAUCACCACAGUGUCAGUAUCCCCAGCGAGUGUCGCAUUAAGCACGAUCAUGUCAUCUACACUAUUUAUUCCACAUUUGGGGCAUUUUACAUCCCCUUGACUUUGAUCCUGAUCCUGUACUACAGAAUUUAUCACGCUGCAAAGAGCCUUUACCAAAAGCGGGGUUCAAGCCGCCACCUCAGCAACAGGAGCACCGACAGCCAAAACUCCUUUGCCAGCUGCAAGCUCACACAGACAUUCUGCGUCUCGGACUUCUCCACAUCUGACCCAACCACGGAAUUUGAUAAAAUCAAUGCAUCUGUGAGGAUCCCUCCUUUUGAGAAUGACUUGGACCUGGCUGGUGACCGGCAGCAGAUCUCCACAACACGGGAACGAAAGGCUGCUCGCAUUCUGGGGCUGAUUUUAGGUGCUUUCAUUUUGUCCUGGUUGCCCUUUUUCAUCAAGGAGCUGCUUGUUGGCCUCCACAUUUGCACUGUCUCUCCAGAAGUAGCAGACUUCUUGACCUGGCUUGGAUAUGUCAACUCCCUUAUCAACCCUUUGCUGUACACUAGCUUUAAUGAAGACUUCAAGCUGGCCUUUAGAAAGCUCAUCAGGUGUCGAGAACAUACUUAAAAGUACUGGGAGAUGAUGAUGCUGACAGGACUCCUGGCCUUAAGAAUGGGCAAAAUGAUUUAAUUCUGUCACCAUUUCCCUCAUUAAAGGGAAUUUUUGUUUUUGCCUAUUUGCUUGACUUGUCUUUAGCCUGUAAUUCAUUCUGCCAUUUUUUACCUCCAGUGUUAUUCAUGGUAAAAACUUUGAAAUAAAUUUAUUCUACAAAGGAAAAGAUUUUUUAGCAAUGAAACAACAAAAAAAGGAAACUGUUAGAUACUCGUGUUCAGGACAUUUUGUGUACUCAGUGAUUUGAGAAGCAAACAACAAUAUUCACUUUUAUACUUUUUCCAUUUAAGAAUCAAAUGUCUGAAUUACCAUGCACUGUAAAAAUAUAAAGGCAUAUAAACUGAACCCCAUACAUGCGUAUUCAAAAAUUAAUAAACACUUCAUGGGCAUGACAGCCAAACAACAAAUCUCAGCCAUGAGAAAACUGUAACAGCCAUUUAGAAGGAAAAUAACCAUUUCCAGGAAUUCUUCAGGAAUAAACUCCCAAAACACAAAGCAAAGUUCAAUUCGUUCCAGCUAAAAUCGGAUCCCAUUUUGUAUUCCAGAGGAAUUACUCAAGUGGCUCUUUUUGUGUAAGGUUCUGGAUUUAUGGUCAAAGUAUUGGGCAGACACCUGUGCAGUUUGUUUGGCAACUGAGAGGAUGCAGCUAGCAAGUGUCACCCAAGAGACCAGCUGCACAUCUGACUGGUCACAUUUUUGAUACCACUAACAGUACUUCCUCAGGGCUCAGGCCUUGUGCCUUCAUUAGUUCUGGGAUAGUAUUAUUCACUUGUGCCACAAUUCUCCUGGACCUUGCAAUGCAGAACCCCAUGGGUUGAUGGAUCUUACCCCACUGACUUAAACACUGGAUAUCUUCUCAGCAGGCCACCAAUAUAUAGAAAUUCAGAAAUAUCAUCUAAACCCAAAUUAUUUUCUGUUUGAACAGCAGAAAAAAAAUAGAGUAAAUAAUUUUUACAUAGCAGGCUGCACAUCUGCCUCUUCUUAUUUGCAAUGAUAUUCUUGUCAGCCUGACCCCUGAUGAGGUCCUUUAGCAGGAUCUCUUGUUCUGGUUGUCCUUCACAGAGUUACUUCCUUUGUCUUGAGAGGCAGACAUGACAGAGAGUUCCUUCUAUCCUGUCUUCUGUGCUUAUGGAAGUUACAAUCUCCUGGUUCACAAAUUGUGGAAAUCAGGCUGGGAAAGGCAAUAUCAAAGUUGAGAAUCUGUUAUUGGCCAUUAGCAACUUCUAAACUCCAUUUAAAUACCUAUUACUUACCUUCACCAUAAUUUUCUUCCUUCUCCAUUUUUCUGUACAAACUCUUUUUGAAUAUACCAAUAUACCAAAUAGAAAGUACCACAUACAUCAACCUGACAUCCAGUAACAGCGAACUGUAGCAUGGCAGCUCCAAAUCCAUCAAAACAAAUAUUAGAGGUAGAAAAAGUGUUGUAACAGCAUUGGAAGGCAUCUCUGGAAAAUGUUUUGAAAAUUUACAAGAUGACAGUCAUUUUUCUUAGCAAGAGUCAAGGAAGUGUAAGUAACAUGUGAGUAAUAAACUGCAGAUGGAGCUGAGAAAUGACAUCCUUAUUGGUGGGAGAAAGCAUUCAGAUGGAAAGAUGCAGAGCUGCAAGCUGAGUGUAAAUCAAGUCCGAAGGUGACCAAAAUGGGACCUACUACUUACCCACAUGCAGUGGGAAUCUGCUUUAAGGACUCCAAGUUUUCCAUGCCUGAGUUUAGACGGCUGAUCUCCAGCUGCCCUUCUGGAGCUAUUGUCACAGCUGCCUCCUCCAGCUGCCUUUGGCUUCCAUACUAGCUUAUAUUAACACCUAAAAAAACAGGGGGGGGGGGGGGAAUCUCAGUCACUGAAAAUGUCUUCUAGUGAGGAAGCACAAAGAUCCAUUAUGAUUUUUCCUUUUUGCAACUUGCUGGAGUUGCAAACUGUUGAUUGAAGCUGGGAAAGAGUGGCCUGACCCUGCCUAUCUAUAAAACUUCCAAAGCAGUUCCCCGGAGUACAUAUGCUAUUGAGAAAAAUUUGGCUGGGAAUUAAAAUAAAGAGUAGUAUUUGUGAGAA